This is a messenger RNA of Panicum virgatum (switchgrass), 996 nucleotides long. RefSeq names its product zinc finger protein STAMENLESS 1-like. Bases 164 to 931 code for a protein of 255 amino acids. The transcript has 5 exons. Lineage: Eukaryota; Viridiplantae; Streptophyta; Magnoliopsida; Poales; Poaceae. The record is from RefSeq and is a predicted model, not a curated record. Gene Ontology annotation, molecular function: DNA-binding transcription factor activity.
CUCUCUCUCUCUCUCUCUCUCCUAUUCCACCCCACCAUCCGAUAUAUACCCCGGCCGUCCCCUUUUGUUUUUGGGAUCCUCGAUCUCUCCUUCUUCCAAAACUCCAUUGCAUCAUAGUGUUCAGCACUUCAGCUGUCUCACUCCCUGCUCACUCUGCUCCACCAUGAGGCAAGAAGGGAACCCUUUGGACCUGAACAACUUGCCGGAGGAGUACGGCAAGCAAGCGGUGGAGAGCUCCACGACCACCGCCACAUCAAGCGCCCAUGCAGUUCGGAUCAAGAAGAAGAGUGGCGGAGGGAAGGAUGAUGCUGCCAAGGUGUAUGAGUGCCGGUUUUGUUCCCUCAAGUUCUGCAAGUCUCAAGCGCUUGGCGGCCACAUGAACCGGCAUCGGCAAGAGAGGGAGAAUGAAACCCUCAACCGUGCCCGGCAACUCGUCUUCGGCAACGAGAGCCUCGCCGCCGCCGGCGCGCAGAUGAGUUUCAGGGAUGUCAAUUUGGGAGGCGCUGCCCCAUCGACCAUGCUAGGAGGAGGCUUCCGGGGAAUCGCCACCGGCGGCAGCGGCAUCGGCGACCCGUGCGUCCAGUUCCGGCCGGUUCAUCCGCGGCCGCCGUACCAUUACCUCUACACGGCGGCGGCGCCACCAUCCACACUGCACCCGAUGAGCUACCCGGCGACUUACCCGGGUCCUCCGCGCCAGCCUGCGGUCGGCGACUACGUCAUCGGCCACGCAAUCUCCGCCGGCGACGCACUGAUGCAGCCGCCACACCGCGGCAGCUUCUCCUGCUUCGGAGGCCCACUCGCCGCGCCGCCGGCAGCAACGGCGGCGCUCGCCGUUGCAGCGAACGUGCAGGCCGACAAAGUUAACUGCAACUGCAGCUUCGGCUGCGGCGGCGGCCACAGCAGAAAUAAUAAUGUGAACGCCUCCUCUUGAGCAGACGCGACCGUACGCAAUGGUUUAUUUUUUAGAAUUGGGAAUAUAUAUUAAACAUAUUUCAG